Dreissena polymorpha is the source of this 4260-nucleotide messenger RNA. RefSeq lists its product as uncharacterized. The coding region runs from base 969 to 2756 and encodes 595 amino acids. NCBI's taxonomy places the organism in Eukaryota, Metazoa, Mollusca, Bivalvia, Myida, Dreissenidae. The record is from RefSeq and is a predicted model, not a curated record. The transcript has 4 exons.
CUUUUAUAUUCUGUAUUUUUUGUAUCCCUUCAUUAAUACAUGCAGCACAGACACUCUGAAAAUUAAAUGGCAUAAUUAUCCUAAUGGUAUAGUAUUAACCUAGAACUUGGGGGGCCUAAUUUUCCAAGGAACAUAAUUAUUUGCACAGACACCUGUCUGUUAUAUAGGACUUCGAUUAAUUUCUGUCACAAAAAACUAGAAGCAAUCAUGCCAUACUUAUGAAACAUUGUCAAUGGCAUUAGUUAGAUAUGCAGAAUGUUGUCCACAGGUUGAUAACUAAACUGAAGAGCUUGCACAAGGUCUCCACAAUAGCAAAAGGACAAUCUCAAUUUAGGUCCGGACAAUUCAUAUAGAAUAGUGUUUAUGGCAAUUCUAAGUAACAGUCAAUAUCUAAUUCAGUAGUUCUGCCUAAGGCCAAACAAAAAAAUAGUCUUGGUUCAGGGAACCCGACCGACCCUAUUUUUUGCCCCCGACCCUAACGAUUUUUUUAGUCCGCGGAAAAAAAAUCUGUCAGCGAUGUUUUUCUUCGGUACGGUACGGAACGAGUUUUACGUAUAGCGCAUUGUAGCCGAUAACGACAGAUCCAUUCGUUUACGCUUUAUAAACAUGGCGGCGUCCACAUCGCUAAUGUUGGCAAUAAACAUCGAAAAAUGUGACCACCAAAAAGGCUGUCAGCUGAUGAGAGUUACUCCAACCUCAUCAACAGCAGCUGACAUUUUUAAAGAGCUUCAUGGGCCGGUGGAUCCACAACGAUAUGGGGUUAAAUUCGUUGUGGGAACUUCGCUGGAAGGGACAUCUUUCUGGGAGAUUGACGGUUGCAUCCCAUUGUUUGAGGUUUCGGCGUUUGGUGUGAAGGUCCUCAAAAUGACAUGUACUACCUUACCAGAGGGAAUAUUGGCAUCUUCCCUGGAGAAAAUUUCGAACGAAGCAACAAAGAAAACCGUUGAUGCCAGCAGUUCCAGGUGUUAAUGAUGAAGGGGAAAGCAUUGCCCACGAAAAAAGUGGCAAGCUCUGGAGUACUGACGGGACUUAACCGGAAGGAUGAGUUGUACAAUGCCAUAAUAGACCUGUGCAAUAGAAUGGAUACCAAGUUUCCAAGAGACAAUGCAGUGACUGAUGGUGGUUACUUUGUGCAGACUGUCUGCAAUGCAUUGUGGUACAAAACAAACCAGAUGGACACGAUUAACAUCACCUCCAAAAAGCAGAAAGAUGUACAGCCUGUCCCAGACCUGUUUGAACAGUUUGACGGGUACAAUGACACAAAAAGGAAGAAGCAGAAAUCCGAGCCGAUGACCAGUAGCGGACUUCAGAGUCAUGCGGAAUGUUUAUUCAGUUUAUUAGAGAAACCUUACGUAAACUCUACAACAGGAAAAUGGCCAGAGCUUCGUGCAAGUGUAGAAGCUUUAGCAUCAUGUCUGUCAUCUUAUGAACAAUAUUUAAACAAACAAGCAACUACAACUGCUACAAAUAAGGAGCUGUCUUUUCCAUGUAGGAUUGUUGAUCAGAAUGCAUCAGUCUUUCAUUGUAAGAAAUCAGUUUUAUCUGUUGUUAAAGACAAAUACACAUUGCUUGACAAAGCUGUUGUAAGUUCUGACACUGAAAAUCCUGUUUUAUUUGAUGAAAAUCUGCAUGUUGAAAAACCAUUUGAGAAUAGUAUGCAAAAAUUUCGUUUCUUUGACAGUUUGCAAUUGAGUGUUCCUGUAGAUGUUAUUAGAUUUUGUCCUGGGGGAGGGAUUGGUACUACAUAUAUUCUUUCCCAGGUACCUGAGAACAGGUCUGAUUCUGAAAUGAUGACAGAUGCAGCUCGGCUAGUGCAGAGAAUGAGACCGUUUUUGAAAGAGUUUCAUACAAGAGCCCAAAAAAAAGAUUGUAAAAGGAAAAUUUCCAAUAUAGCUAAAAUUAAACCAGCCAUUAUUGAUUACAUGUACUCAGAAUUAGCAUUAGAUGCUGCAGCCAUGAGUCAUCCAGAUACACAACAGCGGUUGCAUUUGAUGUCUUUAGGUGAAUGUGGGCUUGUGAAUGAUUUGCGUCACCUAAACCCUGGGUGCCCUAACAACAAGUAUGAUGUGUUUUUUGAGAAACUUUGUGAACAAGUACAACAUAUUGAAGCAGCAGAUGAAAGACGCCAUGGAUCUGGAGUUGCUCACAUGUCUCGUUGGAUUUCACUGUCCGAUAUGAUCGCGGAAACAGCAACUUCAUGUCCAGAGGGAACUCCGAUACCAUCCAAAAGUCUAGUUCGCCUGCAGUUUACCCCUCGUAACCCAUACUCAUCCACUGCCCUCACAUUUACUUCAAGAAAACCUAUCCAAUACAAAAUCCAGCGAAGGCAACUUAGAGCACAGCAUCCUGAUGAUCAUUACUGUGCUGCUCUCUUCAAAUAUUUGAAGUGUAGGUCGAUUGAACUGAAAGAUGAUUGUCUGUUUUUUUGCGUGGAUGACAAGGCUAAGGUACCUGUUGGUGAACCUCACAGGCCUAUCUCUACAGGUGUAAGAGGUCGUCAAAGCAUUGCACCUAUUGAUGCUGAAUUGUCAAGUCUAGACCAUGAUAUGAAGGCUACCUCUUUGACCCCAAGUGUUGCAUUGCUGUGUUCCAUACCUGACUCUGUCCAGCAGUCCUUUGUAAGGGGACAGGUGACGGCGUUUGUUAAUGAUUCUGUCACCAGGCCAGUCCGCAUCACCAAUCAGACAUGCCAUGAACAUCAGGAAGAUAGUGCAAAGAAACCAGGCAAACCCAAAGGUUCUCUUAAAGUACACUGACGGCGGCACAGAUCAAAGAAAUACAUUAGAGCAAGUGAAAUCCGCCAACAUAUGUCUUUUUAGAGAACUUGAUCUGGAUAUGCUCAUAACAGUAAGAUGCGCUCCAGGACAAAGCUAUGUGAACCCUGCGGAGAGAAUAAUGUCUAUACUCAAUUAUGGUCUCCAGAACGUAGCCACUGAAAGAGAAAGGCAAGAUAAUGAGACAGAAUUAAAGCUAAAAAGAUGUAACAGUGUAGCCUCAAUAAGAGAGUUGCUAAGAAAACACCCAGAAUUGCUUCCUAAGUGGAAAGACUCUAUUGAACCUGUUCAGGCGUUGAUUGAGAAUAGGUUCAGAAAACUUAAACUGAAGGAGGAACCAAUUCAAUGCAUGACCCCACCUACAGAUGAUGACCUCGACCUUCUUAAAAGGCAUUUAAGAGAGCUUUUCCCAGAAUUAGACCUGGAAAGACUGCAGAAGGCAAACACAAACAAAUGCGCUGCGUAUCUAGAGUGGAAGGAAAAACAUUGUAGGGAAACCAAUUACACAUUCCAGAUAAAGAAAUGCAAUGACACAUCUUGUUGUGCACCAAAGCAAAUGGAAGAAGAGAAACUAAAGUGGCUUCCAGAGCCGGAACUGGAUGACACACGUGAACACUUUCUCCCUUACAAACAGGCAACAAAUCAAGAAACAACAGAAAAAGACAGACCAUCAUUGACAGAUAAGAAAGUUUGCAAGAAAAACACAGUCAAGCCUAGACCUGGAAGCUCGGUUGAAAUUCAUGGAGAAAUUGAAGAGGAUGAAGAACGAGAAACUUCUGGUCAGCCUCAGGUGAAUGAUACAAGCAUUGAAUCAGUGGCUGAUGUGCCACUGUCCAGUCAAAACGCACGUGCAGUUGCCAUUUGUGUUGAAUGUAGGAAGCCACGUGUCGUUUACUCAAAGACUAAGUUGAACCAAAGAAAAGAGGUUGCAUUAGACAUGUUCCUGAGAGAAUACGAAUUUUCAUGUGGGGCCCACUUGUUCCCCCCAUCUGCAGCUCUGUCUGAAAUGAAAAAAACUGUUGUUACACGACCGUUUGUCCAAUGUGCUACUCCAGUAGAAUUGUGUUAUUAUGGUGCAGAACUUGGCCGCAAAGACCUGUGUGCUCAUUGUGGAGACCCUGGGGCCGAGACAGAUGCGGAGUUGAAGACAUUAUAUAAAACUGUUCUACCCAUCUGCCAGAAAUGCCGAGAUAUGAGAAAAGAACCAAUUGUUCAGAGAAAAUUUGGAAAGUCCAAGAAGUAACUCUUUAAAAUAGGACAAACAUUAAAGUAAACUUUAAGGGAAAUGUCAAAGUACCUCCUCCCCCCCCCCCCAUUACAUCAUGCAUCAAACUUUUCAAGCAGUAUUGUAGAUUUAACUAUUAAAACAGCUAUCUUUAAUAUGUUGACCAAUUUUUGUGUCUUGUACUAUUAUAAAACAUGUAUUUGAAAGCCAGUUUUCAGUAUCCUUACGAUCUGUUGUAUGUCAAUAAAUUUGAAAUAGAAA